AUGGAUCCACCUAGAUAUAAUCAGGUAUUAGAUUUUAUUGCUAUUCUUGAGCAAUCUGAUCCCGCUGCUUUUCAAAGUUAUAAUUAUUCUACUCAAAAGGAAUACCCUUCAAUUCAACGAGACAAAAUCACUGACAUCAACUCCAAAGGUUUACCAACAAUUGCUGAUGUUGUAGCCCAUUUGAAAUUAUUGAAAGCUUUUGGUGCAUUGAAGGCAAAAGUUCUUGGUACUUCCAAAGUAAUCAAAGACCUUGAACCGGCUCAACACAAAUACUGGCAAGUGUUUCUUACCAAUGCAGUUAGACGAUUUAUUAUAUUUGUUUCGGCAUUGAGGAAGUAUUCUUGUGAUACAGUGUCGACUGUUGUCAGAGAACACACUUUUCACAACCUUGCAAAAAAUAACAAAUUUGAAAGUAUGAUGAGUCAAAUCAUGCCUCCUUUGGAUGUGAUUAUGGUAUGGCACGCAUUUUUAUUAAAUCCAAAAACCUUUUACGAUUCAUUUACCAGAACUGAUUUUAUUGUGUUUGCCAAAUAUCCAUUACCGUUGGAUAGAAUCCAUGGCUGUAUUAACAAUACUACUUUUGAAUUUAAUGUACCAGAGAUUUAUCGAGAAAACUAUUCAAGUUUGUUGCAAUCUUUCAUCAAUGAUCCCAAUGAUUUAAUUUUUGAUCCUAUUGACGACUUGCUAGCUGUUAGGAUUACUGAUAAGCAAGUCAACAUUUAUUGUCCACGAUGUCAAAAACCAUUAACGUUUCAACUGGUGCCACUAACGACAACACUGGAAACUGGAUUUGCUGAUCCAGGAUUUGAAGCAUAUUCGAUAGAAGACAUUGACGAGCAAAUCAGAAACAACCCACAUUUCCAGGUAGAAUGCAUUUGCUUGCUUACGCCAGUUUGGAAUCAUGACCAAUUGAGAAAACUUCAAUUAUACCAUGAUGUUCAUGGUGAUACUGAGUUGUCACAUGCGUAUAAGUAUUUUUCUUCAAUCAUUUCAAGGGUAAUUUCUAUUAGACGUAGUCCUUACCUUGCCAGUUCCAGUGUUAAAUCUUAUGUGAAAAAUAGAUGGAAUAACUUGCAGCUUAACUUGUAUAAGGAAAUGCUGUUGGUAAAUUUGAUCAAACUGGUUUCAUCAUUACCCGAUGAAGAAAAGAGACUUAAAAAUCUUUUGUUAAGAAGUUAUCUUCAAUUCAAUUUGAUUUAUUUUACAGUUCGUGGGGGUAUUGAAAUUGGUGAAGAUUUGGUGGGGUGUGUGUUACGACAAGAACGAUUUGUUGAAAAAAUGAAUACAACGCUCAAUUGGCUACAUUCACCAUUCAUUUAUCAAACAUUAUCAGAAUCUUUAACGAGGUAUGGAAAUUUUUUCCACAUGUUGACAUCUAGUGACUUGAAACAAAUGCUUGUUCCUACUUUGGAUAUCGAUCUUAUGUGGCACACUCAUCAAUUAUGGAAUUAUGGCUAUUUCAAAGACUGUUUGGAAUCACCGUGUCAUACGGGGAUUGACCAUGAUGAUACUGUCGAUGAAAAUAAAUUAGACGAUGGUUAUGAGUUUACUCGCAAAUUGUAUCGCAAGUUGUUCAAUCAAGAGUAUUCAAUUUGCUAUUGUCAUUCUUGUAUUAUGCGUCGAUCUGCCACCACCAACAAAUUCUCAUUUUGGAUGAAAUCUGGUAGUAAACAAAUGAGAUUAGAGGAGAAAACGAUUGUUAAGAAUCCAUUAUUCAGUAAAGAUGAAGGGUUUUCACAUAUCAGUACCCAUAAUUCUAUUAAAUUGCCAACAUCACAAGCACAAAUGAAAAGAAGAAAAUCAAUUACUGCAUCUUCGUUGGAAAAAGAUAGGAACAAUUCCCAUUAUUAUUACCUUCCUAAUUCUUCCUUGUUUGUUAUAUUACCUGGCGUUCCAGUAGAUUCAGGGAUGUAUGCAUUGUAUGCUAAUACUCUCUGCUGUUCUAUUGUCAAUGCUUCGAGUUCCUAUGGUAAUUGUGGUGGUUUAUGUACGGGUGGUAGUAGAGAUGGACAAGGUAAUAGUACUGGUGGAAGCUGCGGUGGCAGUAGUGGUGGUGGUUGUGGUAGCAGUAGUGGCGGUGGUGGCUGUGGAGGUGGUAGUAGUAGUGGCGGUGGCUGCGGAGGUGGAGGUGGCUGUGGUGGUGGAGGUGGUGGUUGUGGUGGAGGUGGGUAA
This is a messenger RNA of Candida albicans SC5314, 2172 nucleotides long. RefSeq lists its product as uncharacterized. The coding region runs from base 1 to 2172 and encodes 723 amino acids. NCBI's taxonomy places the organism in Eukaryota, Fungi, Ascomycota, Pichiomycetes, Serinales, Debaryomycetaceae. The transcript has a single exon. The record is from RefSeq and is a predicted model, not a curated record.